UGGUUUUGACAAAUGAUUGAACGAAGAUUCCACAAUUUUGAGGAGAUAAAAAAGUUUAAAAUAUUUUUAAAGCCUUGAUCUUUUAUAAUUGUGAAUGGUUAUGCCUGAUUGUUUGUUUGAAUUGAAAUUUUUGAGUUAAAACAUUAGAAAAUGGGUUUUUUAACUAUACUAAAAAAACUGAGGCAGAAAGAAAAAGAAAUGAGAAUACUGAUGCUAGGCUUAGACAAUGCAGGCAAAACAACCAUACUUAAACGAUUUAAUGGUGAACCCAUUGAUACAAUAUCACCUACUUUAGGCUUUAAUAUCAAGACUUUAGAACAUAAGGGAUAUAAAUUGAAUAUUUGGGAUGUCGGUGGACAGAAAUCUUUAAGAUCAUACUGGAAAAAUUAUUUUGAGAGCACAGAUGGUGUAGCAUGGGUAGUUGACAGUGCAGAUCCCCGACGACUUGCAGACUGUGUCAGAGAGUUACAUUCACUUCUUAGGGAGGAAAGGCUUUCAGGAGCUACACUUCUUGUACUUGCCAAUAAAUCAGACCUGCCUGGAGCACUUUCCUUGCAAGAAAUUAGGGAGGUACUAGAUUUGGACAGCAUUAAAACUCACCAUUGGCGCAUAGUGAGGUGUUCUGCUGUGACUGGGGAAAACCUUCUUGAGGGCAUGGAUUGGAUGCUGGAUGAUAUUGCUUCUAGGAUAUUUACACUUGAUUAGUGGCUUGAAAUUUUAUGAUAUAAGUAUGCUUCUAGCCAUGCUAUAGUUUAUGAAUAAAUUUUUGUUUAACAAAUAUUCUAAGCUUGAAUAUUGUUAUUAUAAAAAAAAUAACUUAUCACAAUAGUCUGCAGUAUACAAUAAAACUAACUGACUAAUA
This is a messenger RNA of Pieris brassicae (large cabbage white), 862 nucleotides long. RefSeq names its product ADP-ribosylation factor-like protein 2 (gene Arl2). Gene Ontology annotation, biological process: protein folding. NCBI's taxonomy places the organism in Eukaryota, Metazoa, Arthropoda, Insecta, Lepidoptera, Pieridae. The transcript is spliced from 4 exons. Gene Ontology annotation, molecular function: GTPase activity; GTP binding. Gene Ontology annotation, cellular component: microtubule cytoskeleton; cytoplasm. Bases 151 to 705 code for a protein of 184 amino acids. The record is from RefSeq and is a predicted model, not a curated record.